CUAUCUCCCAAUGAAAAGUUGCCUCAGAAAUCAGGAUUGGCCCACUGGGUUGGAAGAGAGAAAGAGAGAGAAGGUGAAAGUGAGUAAAUGAAGGAAAGGAGAGUGAAAAGGAUCCAGAGAAACAUCGUUAAAAAGGAUUUCUUGAAAACUUUCAUUUUCACUGUGAGAGUUGAUUUUAAAUUGUGUCAACCGGCCGGAGAGAAUUAAAUAAUUACCAUGUUCAGACAAACUAUAACCACAGCAUCGCUGGUUAUUUUACUUUCCAUUGGUUUGUCAUCAACGAAUCCUGUGUCCAGCGAUUCAAGUGACUGGUCAACUCGAAUAAAUGAUGAUGUUGAAUCAACUCAUGUUGACGGUCCAAUCAAAUACAAUUUUGAUGAAUCCUCAGAAGUUGAUUCCUCAUUCUCGAAGAGAGAAGUCUCACCGGUUGUCGGUCCACUAGAAACACCAUUAGUCUGGGGAGCUCGCAUUGAAUCCUCGCCAUCAGUAGGUGGUGGUGAUGUUUCGCCUUCAUCCGGAACCAGGACUGGUAUUUUUGUAGGAGGUGAUAAUAAACAGAAAGUUGAUUGGGCAUUGAAUCCUGGUGAUAAUAAAAAAUUAUAUUCAACAAAUGAUGCUUCUGACGUUAUUGAACAAAAAAAGGAAGAUUCAGUUGCUUUAGCUCCUGAAGCACCAAAACAACCAGAAGACUCUAAUGCUGAUGUAUACAAGGAUAUUUUACCACCAGUUUUAACAGGUAAACGUCGACUUGCUGAAAGUGAUAAACCAGUCCAACCAUCGGUUACAAAUGAUAACAAAUCACCAACUGUUUCAUCGCCCACCAAGGAUUCUGAUAAAGUUUCAUCGCCAACAUCGUCAGCGGUAGAUAUUAAAGGAUCUUUAGGUGGUGCAGUCUUACCAGAUCAGUCAAACCUUAAACCAAGUGAUAAAACGAUUCCUCAACAUGUUUACACUGAAGAUCAAUUUCCAACUGUGAUAACGAUUAAGGGACGAGAAUACCUUGUUAUACCUCAUAAAGGUAAUAAUGUUCAACCUGUAGCACCAACACAGACCUCAGCCGGCCCAUGGUACGCAAAUCCAGGUCAGGGUCCUUUUGUAAAAAAUGUACAGUCUAGUAGCUUUGGAUCGUCAAUUUUUCCCAAUUAUCCAGUUUUACAACCAGCUUCCUUAGGUGUUGGCCCCAGGCCGGAACAAGUCCCAUUCCCUAAUCAAUCAUUCCAAUCAUCGGUCCACUCGUCAUCCGUAGGUCAUUCUCCUGCUGUGGUCGCGUCUUCGUCUUCUUCUUCUGUUUCAUCUCAAGUUGUUGGAGAGACUGCAGACCAAGUAGUCCCAGAUUAUUCUCGUUAUCCUGGUCAACCAUUUGGAUUCUUUGAUUCAGUAUUUGGUCAAAAAAGUCCACCAAACUUUGCCUUUUCCAGUCAAUACCCAAUUUACCACUCGUCAGCAUUCAAAAAUCCAAACGUCCACACCUCGGACGGUAAUCGCCAGGAUCAUUCCGUUCAAUCCAAUGUGUUCUCACAAUCUUUUGGACAAUUCAGUCCAUUUCCAUUCCAACCACACUCUCCACAGAGCUUCCCUUCUUCCCCACAAUUAACCAAGAAGUAUGAAUAUUUUGCUCCAGCCUCUCACCAGGUUACUAGAGUUGUAUCUGUACCAACCACCCACACCCAAAGCCAUGCUUAUCCAGUAGCUUCCCCACCUUCAUUUGUGUCACAAUCAGCAACAUCAGGCUCAUCAGGCUCAUCCCAGUCAGGUGAAACAACUGUGAAUGGUGCUCCUGUCAACCCUAAUUUGGUUCAAGAUCCAUCAUUUUCUCCUAAACUUCAGGAUCCAAUUGCUGCUCAAUCUCCUUCAGUCGAUGCUGGUUCCCAGCAAGAGACCAAUAAACCAAUCAAACCCGAAUCUAAUCUCCAUGCACCACCUCAAGUACCCUCAUGGAGCCCAUACGGUUUUUCAGUAGUAGCUGGAAGCUAUCCAGUGCAAUCACCAGCGUCAGUCUCUGUUUCUUCUUCCUCUCCUUCUCUUGUACCCUCCACACUACCAGCACCUCUUUCACCUUCUUCUCCCGCUCCCCCUUCUUUGUCCCAUUCUUCACCUUCAACUGUUCCCUCCAAGACGCAUGUAGAGUCACCAGCAACAGUUACGGUUGACACAAAAUUUCCCCAACAAUCAAUCUCUCCUCCUUAUUAUUCCUUUGAAGACAAUGGAGUCAAAGUAACAUCCAAUCCCGAAUCAGCUUCACCUUCAGUCACAGUUGGAUCCUCCAAUGUAAACUCAGCAGCAGAUCAACCUGUCAAAGGUCAAUCUCAACAGCAAGACCAACAAGUUGGUGUUGCCGGUGAAACCUUAGUGCCAACAACAAUCGUAGACAAUAGAAAUCAAUACGCAUCAAAUAAUCCUUUAUCAUCAUCAGGAUAUUUUGUAUCUUCAAUUGAUCCCGUCUCCGCCUAUCCAAGCUCCUCUUCAUCCUUUUCAUCUGCAGCCACUUCUGCCUCAUCACCCUCUCAACUAGGAUUUCCAGAUCAACGAAAAUUUUUUGAACCUCCAUGGCAAUAUGUUUACAACUAUCCAGUUCCAAUAACCUCAGCUGGUCACUUUGGAGGUGAUUCAUUACCAACUUACAAUGUCCAUCCUCAUUAUAGCAAUGGCCAGCUUUUUUACAAAUCCAAACGUUCAGGACCAGAAAGCUUUGAGCAAAGUUACGAGCAAAAUGUACCAGUUUUGAACUAAUUGGUAGGUAAAUAAGAAUACAAUUAAAAAGGAAAUCUGUUGAUCAAGAAAUGGAUGGAUAACAACUGUUCAAAAGAUUCAACUGAAUAAAUCAAUUCUCGCUUCGAUAACAACUUACAUUUAUGUAACUUUUUUCAUACCAAUCAUUCAUUUUUUAUGUAAUUUUUAAUUCAAUAAACAAAUACUUCACUAAAA
Tetranychus urticae (two-spotted spider mite) is the source of this 2925-nucleotide messenger RNA. Lineage: Eukaryota; Metazoa; Arthropoda; Arachnida; Trombidiformes; Tetranychidae. The record is from RefSeq and is a predicted model, not a curated record.